AUGGAAAAAUUCAAUCUCAUGUUGCAUGGUCACGUUGAUAUGGAUACCUUUUGUUGCAAUCCAUGUUUGUUUACAUGUGAGGGAUAUAGUCAUAUCGAAUAUCCCGUCAAGUCUCUGGGUAUGGGAAUUGAAGUUUUUGGAUGUUGUUCCGGUUUGUUCCUAUUAAGGCAUGUUAGUAAGUUCCACGAGUGUGUUCUUAUGCUGUGGAACCCAACUACAAAUGAGUGUAAGAGAAUACCGAAUCCACCAGCUCGAACAAAGGCUGAGGGAAGGGAAUAUGAAGAAUAUGGUUUGGGUUAUUCUGUACGAAUUGAAGAUUUCAAAGUGGUACAUUUAACCGAGGCUUUGCAGGAAGGUAUGUGUGAGGUUCAGGUCUAUUCGUUGAAAUCAAAUUCAUGGAGAAGAGUUGAUAACGUAGAGAUAGAUGAUUUGUAUUGGCAUGGAAUGUUCCAUGCUGAUGCGGUUCGACAGGCCGUUGGCGGAGCUGCCCAUUGGUUAGCGUAUGUGGAAGCUACCUUAGAAGGUCAAUUGAUUCUCCGUUUUGAAUUUUAG
Papaver somniferum (opium poppy) is the source of this 552-nucleotide messenger RNA. Its product is annotated as F-box/kelch-repeat protein At3g06240-like. NCBI's taxonomy places the organism in Eukaryota, Viridiplantae, Streptophyta, Magnoliopsida, Ranunculales, Papaveraceae. The coding region runs from base 1 to 552 and encodes 183 amino acids. The record is from RefSeq and is a predicted model, not a curated record. The transcript has a single exon.